Messenger RNA from Rhagoletis zephyria (snowberry fruit fly), 876 nucleotides. Lineage: Eukaryota; Metazoa; Arthropoda; Insecta; Diptera; Tephritidae. The record is from RefSeq and is a predicted model, not a curated record.
AUGCCUCAGCUAGCCACCGCCAUGCACUCAGUUCCCCUUUCUUGUCCCCUUUACCUGGAUGUGAACAAUGGGGCAUUUAAACCGGAGCACAACAACGUCUUCACGAAGGCACCCUUCCACGAAGCUACCGACACUUCAAAGAACAUGCUUGAAAUGAGCUUCCUUUACGAGAACUUUGUCAAGGGUCAAGCAAACAUGUACCAGCUGAACCCGAAUUUGCUUGCCGAAUCAUUCAACUACUACCUCAACCAGAACUGUCGGAGAAAUGAGAAAAGCGUCAGUCCUAAAUCUUUCAGCAUCGAAUCGAUUCUCGGUUUCCCCAACUCUUCGCCACACUCUUCAACAUCUUCAAAAGACGUCUUUUGCAAUCAAUUCACCCUAGCCGACUUCCCCGCUUCCAGUGGACACUGUCAGGUGUCUGCCACUGAAUUUGUCACCUGUGCCGACAGCUACCGACAGCCACUGACUGGCCACGUCUUUGAGUCAGCCAAAGCCAAAGAACAAAUGACCAACAUCGAUAUUGGCUCCGGAAUGGCGACGGAAAAAACCUUAAGCAGUCUGAAGCACGGCUACCCUGGCCUGAACCGAAAGUCAGGAAAAGUCUUCAAGUCAAGUGCCAAACCAGUGCUGAGCAGCCAGUCAAAGUCGAAGCGCGUGCGAACUAUCUUCACUCCCGAGCAGUUGGAGCGCCUGGAGACAGAGUUUGAGCGGCAGCAGUACAUGGUGGGCACUGGACGGCACUACCUUGCCUCCACGCUCAAUCUGACAGAGGCACAAGUCAAAGUGUGGUUCCAAAAUCGACGAAUCAAGUACCGAAAGCAACAUCUCGAUGGACAGCAAUGCAAGAGUGUAUCAGACGAGAAUGAACUCCUGUAG